Molecule: messenger RNA, 1839 nt
Organism: Punica granatum (pomegranate)
Lineage: Eukaryota; Viridiplantae; Streptophyta; Magnoliopsida; Myrtales; Lythraceae
Source: RefSeq, a predicted model, not a curated record
AUAUCGAACCAGAAUCUCUUUUAAUUAUACGUGAGAGUCGAAGCUAAAUUAGUCAUAGAGGUGGCCUACACAAAAGGAAAAUAUAAUUUAAACAAGAUAAAUUCUCGAUCUCUUCUAGUUUCUUCAUCUUUCUAUAUAUAUACACACACAUUUCCCCACACUUUCACUUCAAAAUAUUCUUUAGCCCAAGCUUUCAUCUUAUUACUAAUAGAUCGAUGGCUCAGCUCCUUCUAUUUAUGGACAUUCCUUCCAACUGGGUUUCAUAUACUGCUGCAUGGGCCCUCAUCCUCCUCUCCCGCCACUUCCACCGUCGCGGCCGGUUGCUCAACUUGCCUCCUGUUCCGAAGCCCUGGCCCAACAUUAGGAACCUCAACCUCAUAGGCCCACUACCCCACUGCUCCAUCCACGAGCUCUCCAAGAAGUAUGGCUCGUUGAUGAGCCUCUGGUUCGAGUUCUUCACUGUGGUCAUGGGCUUAUUCAUGGAGAUGGCGCAGGCAAUCCUCAAGACGCAUGAAGGACUACCUGUCCGACCUCACCCUCAACGUGAUUAGCCGGAUGGUCCUGGGAAAGAAUUACGCCAAAAAGACCGAGGGAACAUCAAUCGUGACCCCGGAGGAGUUCAAUCAUAUGUUCAUCCUCAACGGGGUGCUCGGCAAUGGUGACUCGAUCCCAUGGGUCAAUUUCUUGGACCUGGAAGGGUAUGUAAAUGGUAACAAUACUGAGAUAGGAAAAGGAUCUUGUAUUCUCGUUAUAUCAUACAGAGGUUACAUGGCCAUAUAUACAAGAGUGAAAAAGCUUCGGAAGAACAAGAAAAUGAGGAAAUAACUCCAUCAGAGGAUGAAGGCAGUUAACAAGAAGUUCAACAGGUUCCUGGAACAUGCUCUUGAUGAGCACGAGAGGGGGAGAGGAGGGGAGGGCUAUGGCGACAAGGACAUGGUUGAUGUGCUGCUUUGGCUUGCCGAUGAUCCCAACCUCGUAGUGAAGCUUGAGAGGCAUGGAGUCAAGUUAUUUACUCUGCUGUUGAGAGGUCAUGAGUUUCCCCAACGAGGAGGGAAGCCAGAGUGGAUAGCCCCGCCAAAUCCAGGAAGGAGGCCUUGGCUGAGGUUGCUCAAGAAGAUUGCUGCGUCUGACCAUUUGGUUUUGCAAUUUGAGACCUUGUUUAUCGAGUCUUCUAAAAGAGGGAGUCGGUGCGUGGUUUGUGCUAGAAGUUUGGUGUCAACUGGGCUCUGGCCUAAAGAGAACAUAUCUGGGGAGGGGCAUGCUUAUUGCGUUCACCACUUGCGCGAAUCACCAUUCUCAGUGUGCAAAAACACAGAGCGGCUGCGACAUGAUUCGGUCGUCAGUCCAUCAAAUCCACUGUAGCUCCGCCGCAAGCUCAUCAUAGAAAUUUGCCCGAUGCAGAUUCCUACACCGUCCUGAUUCAACCUCCUCCGCUGCAUUUGUUCAUUGAUCGACUUCUGCCCCAGAUUCAACUGGCUAAGUCAUCUAUCUAUACAGCUUGCGAGAAGCUGGCAUUCGAUAGCAAAAAUCCUAAUGCUGGGGAACGAAUUCGAUGGACUGCAAACAACGAAGCAUGGGCGGGGACAGGAACCGAUGUAUCAGAUCUGAUCAUGGGCCCAGUUACAAACCUCAGCUCGCAAAGCUCAAUGCCAAACUGACAACCAUUAAAUGAUUAAUCAAAUUCGAAAAUCAUUUACAAGAAAGAUAUCUAUGUCAGGAUCAUAAGUAUAGAUCUAAUGCUGCAUAAUUAACUGAAAAUUCCACUAACAGCAUAAUCAAAUAUUAGUUGAAUGACUUCAUAAAAGCUGCUGCUUUUUCCUUCUUGCUUUUUUUUUUUUU